Molecule: messenger RNA, 4344 nt
Organism: Adineta steineri
Lineage: Eukaryota; Metazoa; Rotifera; Eurotatoria; Adinetida; Adinetidae
Source: the annotation of a GenBank genome assembly
AUGGAUCAAUCAACUACUGAACAUCCUCAAAGUUUACCGCCUCCAAUGUCUCAUUACAUUCCUCCUUCAGUACCUCCAAGUUCUACAGUAAAUCCUCAACAACAUCAACAGCAACAAUACCAACAACCAUUUUUACCACCCAUGCCUACAGUAAAUCCACAACAACAACAACAACAACAUUUGCAACAACAAUAUCAUCAGCCUCAGCAGCAGCAACAACAACAACAUCCACAUCAACAGCAACCACCAUUUCUACCACCCAAUCCAGAACAAUCUUCACAUGUUCAAAAUCCUCCAGUUGCAGCUGCUAAUUCAUCUGAAACUGACCUAUCAGCAGCUAAUUUUAAUGCUCAACAACAACAAAUGGCAGCUAUGAUGCAAAUGCAACAACAAUGGGCUGCUGGUGGUGCUUAUGCUGCACCUUAUAUGAUGGGAUAUCCACCAAAUAUGAUGAUGAUGCAACCACAACCUGGUAUGGAUCGACCAGGAUCACGUCAAUCAUCACGUCCACCAUCUCGACAAAGUGUGACAGGACCAGUAUCAUCAUCAAGAUCUAUGGUCAAUGGACAAACAGGUGGUCAAACACAAGCAGCAUUGCCACAAGGAAUGUUACCACAACAAGGAUAUCCUGGUUAUAUGCCACCAGGAAUGUAUAAUCCAUGGUUUGAUGCAUAUUGGCAAUCAAUGUAUGCUAAUUAUCAAAAUCCAUAUAGUUUUGGAUAUAAUGAUGAAAUGAUGAAAUAUUGGAAACAAAUGUCACAAGGAGAAGAUGAUAGGUAUAGUCAUCAUUCAGCUGCUUAUUCUCAUUCAAAACAAUCUCAGCAUAGUUCAUCUAUGCAUACAUGGGGUUCAAUUGAUUCGCUAAAUGAUCCAUUUUAUCAAAAUCAUAAUGCUUUAGCUAAUGGAAAUUAUCCACCUAGACAACAACAACAACCUAAUUUAAAUCAAUCUAAGCGACCAACUAAACCAAAUACAGAUCCAAAUACACUUUUAACAACAGCAUCUAUUCCAAAUCAACAAAUACCAACAGUUGAAUCUAAAACAAAAACAGUUAAAGCACAAGAAAAUGCUGAUGAGGAGGAAGAAGAAGAAGACGAUGAUGACGACGAUGAUGAAGAUGAUGAUGAGGAUGACGAUGAUGAUGAAGACGAUUCUGAUGAUGGAAGUAGUGAUCGUUUUAGUAUAAAAUCCGAUUUAGCACAAGUUAAUGAUGAAUCAUCUAAAGCAAGACGAACUCCACUUCUUUACAUUCGACCACAUUUACGUGCUAAAUUUGUAUUUGAUCAACUUAUACAAGUUUUACCACAAUCACCCAGUGAUACAAAUCAACCGGCAACUGUUGAAAUUUUAUCUGCAAAUAGUUUACAUACAAUGGCACCUUCAUUAGUUGAAGAACGACAAUUAAUGUCCGAUUUUAUUGGUCCAUUAACUGCUUCAACAGCGAAAUCUAAUGUUAUUCGUUAUUGUGAACGUCAAUCCCAAUUAGCUAAUAAAGCAAUUCAUAUUAUUGAUCGAGAUGCUUUAGCAAUUCUUUGGCAAUAUAUGGCUUUACUCGUCAAAACUAAUGGAGUUAUUGACGUUCGUGUUGACAUUCCAAAAAUCCUUUGGUCAUCAAGUAAUACACCAGUUAUAGAAGAAACAUCUUCAAAUAGUAAUAAUACAUCAUUAUCACCAACAGCAUCAGAAAAUUCAUUAAGAGAAUUCCUUGCACUUGGUGAAAUUGAUACAAGUAUUAAAUUUGCUUGCGAAAAUCAAUUAUACACUCAUGCACUUAUUAUCUCUUAUUUAACUGAUAAACAAUUAUUUGAAAAAACAAUACAUAAUAUUAUAUCAAAUCUUGAUAAUGGUGAUGUAUUGAAAACAUUUUAUGAAUUAGGAGCUGGUUCAAUACCAUCAAAUGUAACAAAAGCACAUUAUGGUGAUUGGAAACGUCAUUUAGCAGUUAUAUUAGCAAAUCGUACAGAUGCAAAUGCACAAUUUGUUGAUCUUUGUGUUAAAACAAUGGGUGAUACACUUAUAACAUCUGGUCGAAUAUAUGCCGGUCAUUUUUGUUAUUUAAUUGCUAAUGUUCCAUUUGGUUCCUAUCGUAAUAAUGCCGAUAAAAUAGCUGUUAUUGGUAGUAUUCAUGCCGGUCAAUCAAAUCUUUCAUUUGCAACAAUUCCAAAUUUACAAUUAACUGAAGUUUAUGAAUAUGCAGUGCGAAGAACUUUAACAACAUUUACUCCAUUAAAAAUUUAUUAUACAUCAAAAUUAGUACUUCAUGGUUUAAAACGAGAAGCAUUAGCUUAUUGUGAAGAAAUAGGACUUACACUUAUUCGACAAGGAAAUACUUCAUUUAUUCAAUUGGUUGAUUUACAAUUAUUUAUACUUAUAGCAGAAAAAUCUCGAGCAUUUAGUCGAAAUUUUCAACUUGAUCCAACAUCAUAUAAAGAACCAACAUGGUUAAUUGAAUUAAGACGUAUUAUACAAAAUUUACUUGAUAAUACAUUUUUAAAUAAAACAAUGAGAGAUGAUUUAUUAAAUUCAUCUGCACAAGUUAAUCGAGAACAGCAUAAUGUACAACAACAACAACAACCAAUAAAUCCUCCUACUUAUACAGACAAACAAACAUCUAAUAUAAAUCGACAACCUGAACAAAUACCAACUACUGCGCCUGUAUCUUAUCAACCUCCAAUAACAAAUACAAAUACAAAUAUUCCAAAUGGUUAUGAUCCAUCCAAUCAAGUUCCAACUGAACAAUUACCCUAUCAACAUCCAACUGCCAAUAAUUAUCAAAAUACAUUACAAGUUGAUACAAAUGUGCAUUAUUCAACACAACCUCAGUCAAAUUAUUAUCCACAGCAAUACUAUCCAUCCGAGCCUCAACAACCAGAAAUAAACAAUUAUUCACAGCAACGGCAACCACCACAACAACAUCCGACUCAAUCAGAUCAUUUAAAUAUACCAUCUCAAGUUCCUUCAACAAAUCAACAAUUUUAUCAAUCACCUGUUGAGCAUACACAAUACAUUCAACCAGGUUUAACAAGUACACCUAAUCCUCAUCCAUCUCAACAACCACCACAACAACAACAAUGGUAUCCAUCCGGACAAGUUGAAUCUCGAGAUCGUUUACCAUCGAAUGAGCAACAACAGCAACAAAAAAUGGAAUCGAUGAGGCGUCGUUCAUCGAUCAUAACAUUUAAUGAUUCUAAUAAUAUGCCGCCAACAAAUUGGCAGCAAAUGUCUACAGCAGAUAAUAGAAAAGCAUCUUCAACAUCAACACAUUCAAAUAUGAGUAAUAAAAGUACAAGUAAUACUGUUGAUACGACUAAUUUUGGUUAUCAACCACCACAAUUAAUGUCUUAUACCACGAAUCAACCUCCAUCAAUAACUGAGGAAUCUCCACAACAACAACCACAAACAAAUGGACAAACUAAAAAGAAACAUGCUAUUUUUGAUGAUAGUGAUGAUGUUUUUCCUAAUAAUGCACAAAAAUCAUCGGAUUCAAAAGCAAAUGCAACUGCAGCAAGUCAAGCAGCUGCAGCCACACAAAAAAGUGGUUUAUUCGGAACUAUUAUGAAUCGUAUUGGUUUGAAACGACCAACACAAGCACAUUUACCUGAUGAUAAAAAUAAAACAUUUAAAUUUGAUGAAAAAACAGGUACAUGGAUUGAUACAUCAAAACCAGCUGGCGAACAAACAUCUUCACAAAUUGCACCACCUCCGAUGAUACCAUCAAAAACACCGUCAACAUCAUUUGUAACUAAUCCACAACAACCAACAGCAUCAUCAUUUAAUCCUUCAAUGCCACCAGGUCCUCCUCAACCAUCAUCAACACUUAAUUCUACAAUACCAUCUGCAUCUUCUCAACCUCGAACAUUAAGUUUUGCUGCUGGAUCUACUACAACAACAACAACUGCCAAUACAAUGCCACCUCAAGCAGCACCUACUGCUUGGCAACCACAACCGAAUACAAAUACUGUGCCUCAAAACGUGCAACCUUUAAAUCAAUCACAACCACCACAACAACAACAAAAAGCACCUGCACAGUUAUCAGCUGCUCAACAACGUCUUCAAGCAAUAAGACAACAACAACAACAACAAGCAGCUACACAACAAGCUCCGCCAGCUACUUCAUCUAAUCAAUAUUCUCUUAAGAAUCGACAGACUCAAUCACGAUAUGUUGAUGUACUUGCUUCAACUAAAGGUGCUGUCGCGUCAAAUCCUAAUGUUUCUCUUGAUAAUCUUAUGCCAACACCUUCAUCUGGUAUGCCUACAUAUACACCAUCAAAUCAACCAAAUAAUUAUUUUGUACCAGGUCCCAUACCAUCAACAACAGACAGUAAUGAACAAUCAUCAUCUUGA